UUAAGCAACAAGACGAAGAGAAAGACGGACAGAGAAGGAUAAAAUAAGAAGAGAUGUAUGUACUGUAAACCUUGAUAGAAAAAAAACAGAAAAAAACGAGACAGUGUAACUGAGAAAAUAAUAACAAAAGAUUAGAAUUGUGUGUGAAAAUGGCUGCGUUGACAAUGGCGCAAGACCAGUUUGAGGCAGAUUUUAGAGAAGAGUUAUUUAAAAAGUAUCAGCAGUGUCCGAAGUACUUGAUGCCAAAGAAUGUGUAUUGUAACAACAUUGAAGAACAAAAGACAGCAUCCCAGAACCCAUCUUCCAAGUCUCGGCAUGAAUAUUACAUUCUCCAGAAGUGUGAAGGUCUUCAGUAUGGAGGCAUUGAAAAGCUAAUCAAGAGUGCAAAAUUGGGGACAAUUAUACUAACAUCACAAAAGAAGCUCUUGAAUUAUUCAAGUCUUAUUGCAUCAUAUGCUAAGAAAAGAGGAAGCGAAAUAAGACUACUGGGGUUUUGUGAAGCCCGUCUUGGCCAAGUUGACCUUUUAGAUAUGCAGCCAUUGCCUCAGGCUCAAUUCAAGUGGAUCAUGGUCUACCAGUACCAGAAAAUGACUUGCUCGCCCUCUUUGCUAACCCUUCAGAAGACGAACUUCUUGCUCAAGAUCCCCAGCCUCCACCAGCAUCUGCAGAACCAGCCCCCACCUAUUAGCCUGCACCUGCUCAAGAUUGCCCGACCCCACCAGCAUCUGCGGCACCAGCCCCUACCUCUCAGCCAACACCUGCUCAAGACUCCUAACCUUCACCUCUUACAAAACGCCAGUGUGAGAUAA
Molecule: messenger RNA, 809 nt
Organism: Penaeus chinensis
Lineage: Eukaryota; Metazoa; Arthropoda; Malacostraca; Decapoda; Penaeidae
Exons: 2
Coding region: 150-809 (219 amino acids)
Source: RefSeq, a predicted model, not a curated record